AUGGCCUCGCUGCUUUCUCAGCCUCGUUACAUCUACAAGAUUGUGCCUUCCACCGCACCAGUCCGCGAGCCACUUCCUGAGCGGCUCGCGGUAAGCGAACUAGACGAGGCGUCUGGUUUCAUCCACCUCUCGACGGUGCAUCAGGUGGGAGACACACUGAAAACAUUUUUCACGGAGGAACCACUUGUCUAUGUAUUGCGGAUCGAGUAUCACCGCGUCAUCCAAGAUAUCCGGUGGGAGUCCCCAGACGGAAAAGUGUCUGGUCCUCGACCUGGCGAGGGACUUUUCCCACAUCUCUACAAUGGACUCAAAUUGGGCAGGGAGGAAGUUGAAAGUGUCGCCAUUUGGCAGAAUGAUGAGGGAUGGGAUAACGCUCUCGCCUCAGCGAAACCGUGGCUCCUGUACUGA
Penicillium robsamsonii is the source of this 408-nucleotide messenger RNA. Its product is annotated as DUF952 domain-containing protein. The transcript has 2 exons. The record is from RefSeq and is a predicted model, not a curated record. The coding region runs from base 1 to 408 and encodes 135 amino acids. NCBI's taxonomy places the organism in Eukaryota, Fungi, Ascomycota, Eurotiomycetes, Eurotiales, Aspergillaceae.